Chiloscyllium plagiosum (whitespotted bambooshark) is the source of this 1247-nucleotide messenger RNA. Lineage: Eukaryota; Metazoa; Chordata; Chondrichthyes; Orectolobiformes; Hemiscylliidae. The record is from RefSeq and is a predicted model, not a curated record.
GAGGCUACAGGAGGAGACAGCACGCAGGCAACAGCUCAUCGAGAAGGAAGUGAAAAUGCGAGAGAAACAGCGAUCGCAGGCCCGACCUCUGACCCGCUACCUCCCGGUCAGAAAGGAAGACUUUGACCUGCGAACCCACAUCGAAACAGCUGGGCACAACGUGGAGACCUGCUACCACGUGUCCCUGACGGAGAAGACAUGUAGAGGCUUCUUGAUCAAAAUGGGCGGCAAAAUUAAAACCUGGAAGAAGCGUUGGUUUGUCUUUGACCGUAACAAACGGACUCUGUCCUAUUAUGCAGAUAAACAUGAAACCAAAUUGAAAGGAGUGAUAUACUUUCAGGCAAUCGAGGAGGUCUAUUAUGACCAUUUGAAGAAUGCACACAAGAGUCCCAAUCCCCUGCUCACCUUCAGUGUGAAGACAAGAGACCGAAUCUUCUACAUGGUUGCACCGUCGCCUGAGACCAUGAGAAUUUGGAUGGAUGUCAUUGUGACAGGGGCUGAAGGUUAUACACAGUUCAUGGUUUAGGGAGAACUUCAUAUCACUGUAACCUCAUUUAGCAUGCAAAGUUUAUAUAUAUAUUUAUAUAUAUGUAUAUGAAAUGAGAAUCACCCUCCAAACCACUGCCAUGGCUUUAUGUUAUCUUGAAGGUUUUGACAAUUAUACAGUUUUAAUCAUUAAACUAACAAAUUAUUUUACUGACAUUGCUGAGAGUUUCUGCUGGUAGCAGAUCCAGUGCAGCUGUUGGCAAGUGUAUGUAUGUGCCAGGUAUAUGUGCCCAGAUAUCUGUCUCAGUGCCAAGUAUUUGUGCCUCAGGUGUGUGUUUUGGUGCCCAGGUGUGUGAGCAUGCCUUCUGAGUAAUCUCCCCUGGGCUCUUGAGUGCCCUUCACAAGACCCAAAAGAUGAUGAUCCAGCUUUAAAGUGGCUCAACAGUAUUCAAAGGACAUUCUUGUAUUUUUGAUACAGUAUUAAAAUGGUUAGCUGGUCUACGUUAUACAGAAUAAGAUCGUGUUUAUAUAUUUCGAUUUAUAACCUCCGCUUGCAAGGUCAGCCUUUCCUCUUGUAAUCUCCAAUCAGACUCCAGGCCCCUGAGUAAACUGGGUUCCUGUCAACAGUACAUCGGCCCUUCAAGUGAAAUUGCCAGGAUAUAACAUGACCAAGAACAAUGCAGUUAGAACUGCAUUGCGAGAUGGUGUGUGCACACAGUAAGCACAGACUUUGUUUCCCCAAUAAUGAUUUCUUUUAAAAA